AUGGCGAAUGACAAAUCUAAAAGUUCGUCGCCAGCUGCAGAGCAAUCACCUCCUCGUAACGCUGAUAGCCCUGAAGAGGCUCUUCUUGAAGCGGCUGACGACGACUCAGCAAUUGGAGUUACUGAUGAUGAAUUAUCGACUGCGUCUUUGCGCUCCAGUAUUUACGAGUACCAUAUGAUCAAUGGUCGCGGAUAUCAUAAAGACGAGAAAUACUGGCUCCCCAGUGAUCAGAAUGAAUCAGAACGAUUAGAUCUCCAGAACCACCAGCUCUUAUUGACAUUUGGCGGCAAGAGGUAUUUUUCACCCAACGCUGAUACGGCCAAGCGAGUCCUUGAUGUUGGUACGGGCACAGGGAUUUGGGCGGUUGAGUUUGCCGACGAACAUCCUCAAGCUGAGGUCUUUGGUAUCGAUAUAGCUCCUAUACAGCCAGAAUUUGUCCCUCCCAACUGCACCUUUGAGAUCGACGAUGCCGAGAAGGAAUGGACUUGGACUAAGCCCUUCGACUACAUCUUUGUUCGCUUGAUGGUCGGCAGCAUAGCAGACUGGGACAAACUUAUCCGGCAAUGCUAUGACAACUUGGAACCCGGGGGCUGGCUCGAAGUCAUCGACCCAACAUUCCCCGCCAAAUCAGAAGACGGAACCCUCAAGCCCAAUUCUCCCUUACACCGAUGGGAUGAACUAACCGCCAAAGGCGCCUUGGCCCUCGGCCGACCAUUCGACGAAGGAGUCAACCACGAGAAGCGUCUUAAAGAACAAGGCUUUGUCAACGUCACGAGAAAGGCCUUUAAAUGGCCUACCAACACCUGGCCCAAGGACCCGAAGUUUAAAGAAAUAGGACUCUGGACGCUUGCUAAUAUUGAGAGGAACCUUGAGACUAUCAGUAGUUUUCUGCUGAGACAGGGACUUGGUAUGAGUCAAGAGGAGAUCUUGGUGUUUAUUUCCGAGGUUAGGGCUGAGAUGAGGAAUUUGAAGGUUCAUGCUUAUUGGGAAGUGUUUGUUGUUACUGGACAGAAGCCGGAGGAAACGGCCUAG
This is a messenger RNA of Fusarium redolens, 1032 nucleotides long. Its product is annotated as S-adenosyl-L-methionine-dependent methyltransferase. The coding region runs from base 1 to 1032 and encodes 343 amino acids. Gene Ontology annotation, molecular function: methyltransferase activity. The transcript has 11 exons. Lineage: Eukaryota; Fungi; Ascomycota; Sordariomycetes; Hypocreales; Nectriaceae. The record is from RefSeq and is a predicted model, not a curated record.